This is a messenger RNA of Desarmillaria tabescens, 1573 nucleotides long. RefSeq lists its product as uncharacterized. Lineage: Eukaryota; Fungi; Basidiomycota; Agaricomycetes; Agaricales; Physalacriaceae. Bases 366 to 1454 code for a protein of 362 amino acids. The transcript has 4 exons. The record is from RefSeq and is a predicted model, not a curated record.
UCCAGAUUUUGACUGGAUCCUACCUUCACCUCAACGUACUCCAUCCCUCUGCUUGGUCUUGGGUCUGUUCUUUGCCUGCGCUGCUUGUCGGUAUUCUAGUUUUUACCGGUUACCUUGAGGCGAGCAGGGUCCGGUACUGCGCUGCCAAAAAUACAAAGACGCUUCCGAAUCUGGUGCAAUGAAUUUGACUGCAUGACUGCAUUGUCUAUUGGAACAGGUAGCAGUGUUCCAGAAAAUAGGAAAAAACUCCCACUCGCAUAACCAUGUUCCCGGGUCUCCGAGAACUAACGGCAGCCUCGUGUUCACCGCGUUUUCUCAAGCUGAUAUCUAUCGAUACUUGAUUUCUCCUCACCAACCUCGUCUCGAUGGGCUCUUACGACGAUUACAAUCGCCAUGGGGGAUUUUAUCGUCCUGUCAAGGACUUGUUGACCCCUUGGACGCCAUCACCUCUUAGGCCAGCUGUGCCUUUGCCUUCUGAACAAUCACCCCAAACACCUUUGAAGAUCCCUCCGGUACCGCCAUAUAUUAUCAAAACACGUUACUAUGACGUGAGAGCUCAUGAGCGCAGCUGGCUCGUUCGUAUGAUUAGACAUAUAUUGCGACUCGACUACAAAGUCGUUAAACGAAAAAUUCCCAUGUACCACCCCUUGGAGCUCGAUCCGCCAGCACCAAAGCACCCUUCUGUUCCUUUAUCCGAUUGGAAAGCAUGGGGAUACUACGCUUGGCCCAACGUUAACGGCGGAUUUGUCUGCAACCAAUCCCCAGCUCCCCAGAUAUCGGUGGAAAUUGACCCGAUAGAAAUGUACAAUGCGCUACAGAGUUCUAAGGGUGGGCACCAUCCCGAGCGAUGGAUCCCAGGUCAGCGACUUCCCGGGCUCCCUCCUCGACCGACGAGGUGGAAACGGCCCCAACGAGGUGCACCACUUCCCUUUCCCUGGGAGUGCGAGCUCAAUCCGUGGCUUAUACACUAUAAGAAUAGCAUUGCUGCUAUAUUCUGGGACAUCACUGCUAGCGUCGAAAUAAUGAUGAUGAAUCUUGACCACAGUGUCGUUAUCCUUGGUACGCCAGACAGAGCCCAACCCGCGACAUGGCCCUUUGUCACACACCUGUACAUAAAUGCGAUCAUGGUCAAUGGCGAGUACUUGGAUAACUGGCCCAUCAUGGUCAUCAACUUGAACGGUGUUUGUUGUGGCGACGUCUUUGUCGGGAUAUACGAUACCUUCCAGCAGUAUGUCACCGGAGAAGAGUACGAUAGCUGGCCUGCAGAAGUGCAGGCGGCGGCUGAAAGCACGCAUCGAAUCCGACGUGAUAAGGAUCUCGAACACAAUGAGGAAACGGCUCUGCGCCGAUGUGACUAUUUUGGGCGCCAUCACUUUUUCAAUGGACUGGAGCUUAAUCCCAACAGGCAGGGAUGGAUCUUACACUUGGUACAGUCCCGUUUUGAUACAAUGUAGGCUGUUCCAAUUCUUCAAGUUGUAUGUUUGGUAUUACGAUGCUGUUAUUUCUGUCCUCAAUAACUAUCAAUAGUCGUCGUUACUUAUGCUCGGUAUAGUGGAAGUCCUUUGUUCUUAUU